UGUGAUUUUGACAUUUUGUACGUUCUUAAACAUUGUAUAUUUUUUAAUUUUUAAUUUGGAUUGAAAAUAUUUCUUUUAAUACCUUUAAAAUAGUUUUUUAUCUGCUUUGGGAGAAAUAAUCAUCUCUCGAAUCAAAAGAUGCAUGAUAAUAAGGAGAAAGAACCUCGAAAAGCAUUAAAGGCUUUUUGCAAAAAAUUAAUGAAGGUUACAGGUAACGCUGAAGAUUUUUUAGAUCCCACGCCUGUUAAGAUUCAGGAAAUCACAAAAUUUUUGAAGGAUUUUUAUAAUUUUACAACUAAUCAGUCAAACGUUGCAAAAGAAAACAAUGAAAUUCUGCCAGAAUUGGUUUUAGAAUCAAUGGACACAGAAUGCAUAUGGCAACAAUUAGAAAUUCGUAAUAAUUAUGAGAUGACGGUAAUUUUAGAAAAUGUUUCAAAGGCUCUUGCGAUCCCCGAAAAUUCUUUGCAUUUUAAAAUUAAAAGUGAAGAAGAUGAAAGCAAUUUGUCUACCAAUGGUGCAAGCAUAGACCAAGAAAAUAUCGCUAAUAAACAAAGUGGGAGUUACAAUGAAGAAAAUUCACCUAAUUUGAAAAAGGAAAAAGUAAAACCUGUUAAAAAAAAGAAAAACAAAGUGAAACCAUCAGUAGUCGAUGACAAAUUUUUUAAACUUAGUGAACUCGACGAAUUUUUGACACAGGAGGAUAAAAAAGAAAUGAAAAGAAGUUCUAAGAAAUUUGGAGAGAAUGAAGAAUAUGAUGGUAUAGAUUUUUUCUCUGAAGAGCUUGGAGCAGGAAGUGAAGUAGAAGAGGAUGAAGAAAAUGUUAAUUAUAAGGAUUUCUUUGAUGAUGCCAGUGGAAGUGAACAUGAUGUUGAAAGAGAAAACCUGGCCAAUGAACAGGAUUCCGAUAGGGAAGGUUCAGAUAAUGAUUCUAAAGAUGCUGAAAAGUCUGUUGACAAGGCUCAAAAUAUCAACCACGAGGAGGAUGACUCUGAAGAAGAAGAAGUAGAUAAUGAAGAAGAAGAAGAGCAGGAUGAUGAAGAAAAUUUUGACAAAAAUAUGGAAAAGAAACAAAAUAGAAACGGUUUGGAAAGCGAUAGUGAAGAUGAUAAUGAAGAAGAUUCGGAAAAUGAGAGUCAGUCUUCCAAAGGCAAUAUUUCCGACAAAGACGAUCCAAAAUCAUCAUAUGAAUUACGACAAAAGAGAUUAAAGGAACGCAUAACAGAAUUAGAAGAUAAAGCAUUGUCUGAAAAACCAUGGCAAUUAAAGGGUGAAAUUAAAGCAACCAGUAGACCCCAAAAUUCUUUAUUGGAAGAAGUUUUGGAAUUUGACGCAGGUACUCGUCCAGCGCCAAUCAUAACACAAGAAACUAAUUUAAAAUUAGAAGAUAUUAUACGACAACGUAUCAAAGAUCAAUCAUGGGAUGAUCCUGAAAGGAAAGUAAGACCGGUCAAUAUUCCCCAAGAUUUCCGUAAAAAACUAGUUUUAGAUGGUGAAAAAAGCAAAGAAUCUUUAGCCCAGAUAUACGAGAAAGAAUAUCAAAAGCAAAUAGAAAAAUUGAAUAAUGGUGAAGAUGCUACUGAAAAUGAAGAACUAUCUAAAGAACACAAAGAAAUACAAGUUAUGAUGGAAGAUUUAUUUAGAAAAUUAGAUGCUUUAUCAAAUUUCCAUUUUACACCCAAGCCGGCAUUUGCAGAACCAAAAAUUAUUACAAAUACACCUGCCAUAACAAUAGAAGAGGUGGCACCGAUUGCGGUUAGUGAUGCUCAAUUAUUAGCUCCUGAAGAAAUAAAAAGUGGUUCUAAAGGAGACGUUCUGGGAAAAUCUGAACGUUCAAAAACUGACAAAAAUAGGGAAAGGCGCCAUAAGAAACAUUUCCAGAAGAGAGUUUUUAAACAAAAGGAAGAACGUGAACUACAAAAACAGAAAGCUGGAAUUCCACUAACAAAGAAAGAAGAUAAAGAAAGAGCUCUUAGAAAUGUUAUAAAAAAUAGGAAUAUUUCUAAAAUGACUGAAACUUCUGAUAAAACAAUAAAAUCAUCAAAAUCAUUUUUCAAUCAAUUGCAAGGUGAUACAGAAUUGGGUGUUAAAGUUAAAAGGAAAAAAGGAAAUAAAUUUGGUGACAAUUCAGAUUUAUCAGCGAAAAAAUUAAAAUUAUAGAUAAAUUUUUCAGAACACUUGUAUUUGUACAUAAUCGAGUUUAAAAUUGCUAUAAAUAAUAAAAACUAGUUUUACAUACAUAAAUAUAAGAUUUCGUUAAAAUAUUAUAAUGUUUCCUAUGUUUUUUAAAUUCUGUAUAUUUCUUAUAAAUAUGUAAAUACGUUCAGAUAUUCAGCGCAAAUUUCUAUUAUUUAAAAGAAUAAUCUUUUGAAAGUUGUACGGAAAACAUAAGAGGAGUAUCAAAAAAUUAAAAAUGCUGAUUAAGAAUAUGAUUAAGUAUGAUUUUAUUAAGAAAACGUUUAUGAUAUCCGAGAAGACAAUAUAAGUAGAUAGCUUUUAAAUAAGCCAUGACAUUGAGGAGGAGCAAUAGAAAAAUUUUUUGUAUUAAUAAAAAUUUCUUGAAUUUUUUACAAAUGAAAAUUUUUAAUAUCUAUUAUAGAUUUUAUGAGUAAUUAUUUAUAAUAUUAGCAAUAUUCAAUUAUUUCACUAGAAUAUUUUAUAUGAAUUGUGUACCAAUUA
This is a messenger RNA of Condylostylus longicornis, 2676 nucleotides long. Its product is annotated as U3 small nucleolar ribonucleoprotein protein MPP10. Gene Ontology annotation, cellular component: small-subunit processome; nucleus; Mpp10 complex. The coding region runs from base 139 to 2157 and encodes 672 amino acids. The transcript has 4 exons. Gene Ontology annotation, biological process: rRNA processing. NCBI's taxonomy places the organism in Eukaryota, Metazoa, Arthropoda, Insecta, Diptera, Dolichopodidae. The record is from RefSeq and is a predicted model, not a curated record.